UGCCGGCGACCUCAUCGGAGGGCGUCCUUUGAGCCAGUUCAGGUUUAGCAAAUAAUAUCUUAACCACAUUCAGUAUCCACAUAUAUCAGUGUCUAUCGGCAUCUCAGUUUCAAGGAGAUAUCGCAAAUAGGCAUCCCUUGCGUCGUGUGAAGAUUAUGACAUAAAGACUUUAUUGCUCCAGAGUUUGCGAUCGUAAAUAUAAUGGAGCAAAUACCGAAUAACCACGUUAAUCGGUCACUUAGGCCAGCUGUACCGCAACCACAGCAGAGGCCGCAGUUCCAACCCGGUGGACCCGUGACCAGUCCACCGCAGUUCGUUCCUCGAUCCGGAAACCAAGCACAGAGGGGGCCUGUCCCCGCCGGCCCUCCAGGUUCGCCACAGAUUCGAAAUCAAGCUCCGCUCAUAAGACCGUCUCUACAACCUACUGCGACUCAGCAAGGCCCAAGACUCGUACAAUCUCCUACUGCUGCUCCUAUACAACAAAGAGGUCCAGUUCCGAAUAAUCUUCAAUUUGGCCCACGACAACCGCCACAGUUUGGAGGCGUAACAACACCUGAGGGAGCCAGACCUCAAACGAUACUUCAAACAAACGGGACACCUAAGAUAAAUACUGCAUUAAACGCACCAAUUAAUACUCAACUUACCAGGCAAUCUUCACAAGGGUCCUUAAAAGGUCUAGACUUGUCUAACCGGUACCAAAACAAACCAGUCAACCUGGAGAACCAAAAUGCAUCCAAUGAAAGUCUUAAUAAACCUGACAUUGGCUAUGAAGUGUCGGGAGCGACUAAAGGAAGAAGUUAUAGUAUUGCAGCCGCGCCAGGGGCACCCAGUCCGCUGAAAAUGGAAAUGGAUGACCGAAGAAAAUCAGUAAGUGCUGUUGGUGGGAGAUACGAAGAACUGGCUAGUCAAAGUCCGGGACUUGGGCUAAUCCAAGAAAUGAGAGCCAGUAAGGACAAUAUUCGUGGGUCCAAGGAAAGCAUAAGAUCAGAAGCAUCUGUAGAAGGGGGUAAAGAUAUAGCUGAACGCCCAGAGUCACGUCUUGCUGGAUCCAAGAUGACAGAAUCUUUUAUGGGUUCUUUGUCAAAUCUAACUCCUAAGAAAAAAAUAGACGAUGACGAUGAUGUUGUUUCGCAGAAUUACUUGACUACUAUGAAAAAUGAAACGUCCCAAAAUAAGCCUGAUCUUUCUGAUCGAUCACCAUCGUUAACUCGAAGUGACGAGUCACCAGAACCAAAAAAUACAUCUCAAAGUUCUGUUUUAUCCAAUAAAUCUCAAGGGGGUACACCAGAACCGCAGCGUCCAAAAACACCAAAAAUGGAAAUAAAACAAGAAUACAAGCCAGAGCCUCCUAAGGAAAUAAAACAAAAUGUUACACCUUCUAAAACACCUUCAAAAUCUCCUAUAUUAGAAUCCAAAUCACCUAUUUCCAAUAAUAAGAAACCUACCGAUCUGAAAACUUCAGUUACUCCCUUUGAUUCUAAAAAAUCAACCCCUCGUAAAAUUGUAUCUGCUCCAAGUUAUCGCCAGAAAGAUGGAGAUAAUGACAGUGGUGUGGACGAAUCUACACAGGGAAAUGAUAUCAACGGGUCUCCUGGCUCACCUAAUAAGAAGUUGCCGAGCAAAUUACCCAUGAAAGAGAAGUCUAGCAGUAGCCUAAAACAGAGUCUGUCACGGUCAUCAAGCAAAAGUGCCACCGCCAAAACACCUGAGACUCCACAACCAAAUGAUAAGAAGAAAGUACCAAUGAACAAAGUUCAAGUUGGUAAUGCGCCUUCUCCGAACAUAAAAGCAGUAAAAUCUAAGAUCGGUUCUUUGGAUAACACUACAUAUAAACCAGGCGGUGGAAAGGUGAAGAUUGAAAAUAGGAAGCUCGAUUUUAAUAACAUAACACCAAAAAUUGCCGCUAAAAAUGAAGCUUACACUCCAAGUGGUGGAGCUAAAAAGAUUACAACGACGAAAUUGGAGUGGAAUGUAAAGUCAAAGGUUGGUUCACUACAAAACACUUCGUAUAAACCUGGAGGAGGCGACAAGAAAAUAGAAACAGUGAAACUUGACUUCAAAGAAAAGGCGAAGCCAAAGGUCGCUUCCACUGUUAACAUUACUCACAAACCUGGAGGUGGUGGUGUAAAGAUUGAAAAUCAAAAGUUGGAUUUCAAAGCGCAGAGCAAAGUUGGCUCACUCGACAACGUAAAACACAAGCCAGGCGGCGGCGACAUUAAGAUAUUUGACGACAAGGAUUACAUUAAGCAAAUUGGUGGACAAUCUCCUCUUCCCAAUAGCCAUGGCCAGUCGCGACAGGAGCCAGAAUAUUUAUACACAUAUUAUUGAAUAAGUUUUGGUGGCGUAAGAGCCCAGUACCAUCGCCGGCGCAGCCUCCGAAGGAAGAUGAAAAUUUAAACCAACAACCGUGUUAAAACACGCCAUGCUGCAAAUUCAAUGUCGAUUCAUUUAUUAUCGACACCAAUUGAAGAGUCCAAACUUUUUUAAUAUAUACUCAGAGGCACAAUUAUCCACCCACUUUGAUAUUAAAGUGGAUACUUGCAUCAUAUUAAAGUGGGCGGAUAAUUGUGCCUCUGAGUAUAUUUUUUUAUUUCUACCUUGUUAAUGUUUAAUGUACCCAGUAUGAAUCUUGUGCGAAUUUCCAUCUUUAUUAAAUUUUCAUGAGUUUAAUUAAUACACAUAAUUAAAAUAAUUUUACAUAUUGUCAUGUCGUUCUUGGACAAUAUUAUGUGAAUGUUGAAUACGUUUGUGUACACGAUUGUUAUUUUGAUCUAUGUAUAGUAUAUUUACUCUCUUAGCUACAACAUAGAAGGAAUGAAUGAGUGCCAAUACAUAAUACUAUAAAAUACGUCGGACUGUUUAAAAAACACAUUUUUGAUACAAAUGUGUUAAUACAUAACUGAAACCACGAAUACACAGCUUUUUUUACAAUGUCAGAGCUACAGUAAGAGUGGUUACAGUCAAAAAUAAUAACAGUUAAUUCAUUUUGUGAUUCAUGCAAUAUAUCGUUUAGGUAGUGCUAUCAGUUAUAAUCAGAUUUCAAGCUGACGCUAUAUUGGGCCGCUGAAACAGUGAUUCGAGGACAGAAUAUUGUGGAUAUAUACUCAGAGGCACAAUUAUUGGCCCUCGGUUAAUAAACGCGAGUAUAUUAAAGUCGGCGGAUAAUUGUGCCUCUGAGUACAUUAAAAAAAAUAUAGCGAAUAUACGAAUAUACGGCAUAUGAAGGGAACCCCCCUUACAAUCUUUACCGACUCAUAUUCGAGAAAUAAUAACCAUAAUUUCCGUCUUGGUAAAUGAUUCACAGUGAGAUGUUUCUAAUAAACAAUAUUCUAUGGUAAAUACCUAAAAGUACACAGUGGCAUAGCUACCCAGGGGCUAGGCAGUGCCCCGGGGCCUUCAAGCUCAGGGGGCCCUUCCUUACCAGAAAAUCGCGAUCGAAUUUAAAUUAAAAAAAAUUCGAAAGCAAAAAAGAACAGAUGUAUAUUUUUACAUGAUUGGACGGGGCCCAUUUUUUUAUUUACACCAGGGUCCUUAGUUAUCUAGUUUCGCCACUGAAAGUACAUAUAGGAUUGUCGAUUUUAAAUAAAAAUAUGGUGUCGCCAAGUGAUCGGCCCAAUGUAGCUUUGGUCUUUUUAGUAUCAUAGUAGUCGGAAACGCAAUUCCCACUUUGUAUUUUGUACAAACACGAGUAGCACACUUUAUAUAUUAAUUAUUUUUAAUUAAUCAUUGAUUUAUAAUAUAAAAAGCACAUUUAGUUUACUAGAUUUUUAGUAGAUUUUUUAAGUAUUUUACAAGGAUACGUAAGUUGUGCGUUUCUAGAGCUACAAACCCGAUAAGUUCCUCGAAGCCAACAAAAAAAAUUUCAUCAGGUAAAAUUUACAUUUUAGUCAGUAGUUUGUGUAUUUUUUUUAUAUUGUAAAUCAAUGCACAUAUUGAAAUGAUUUUUGUGCCUCUAUAUAACGUGUUUUAUUCUACCUAGAUAUAUAUUAUGACAGUUUUGAGCUUAAUAAUGUUACCAAUUUUUUAUUUGGCGUCCCUACGUGUCGGAUAUUUAUCAUAGAUUUGCACAGUGAGAUGUUAUUACCUCUAGAACAGGCGUUCGUUUUGUCGCUGAAAUCGGCGCGUUAUACAGCCCUUAAAGAGGACCUUAAUAUACCUACAGCCAAUUUGUAGGCCUUCUACCGAUGAUAACACCAUACGGCCUAGUAAUCAGUGGUAGGCUUUAUAAGAGAGUGGAUUUGUAGCUUAGGAUAGCCAUUACUCUACUCCAAUGAGGAGUGGCAGGUAACUUCGGAUGAAUAAAAUAAAUAAAUUAUGGCUCAGUUGAUAACGCGCUGACUACUUAUACCUCAAUAUUCCUCAGGAUUCACCUUUUCAUCUCGACGAUACCGUCAAUGAAACUGCACUGAAAGGCACCCAAAUGGUUUCAUUUCAAUUUAGUCGAUAGUAAACAGCGAUAGAGUGCAGACGUAUAGUAGGUUUAAAAUCAUUGACUUGCACCGGGUAAUAACAUGUCACUGAUUUGUGUGUAUGAAGAUAGUAGGUAUAACAUGGAAUGGUGACUGAAAUUAUGCAGAGUUCUCGUCUCAGCACCGAGUGAUUUGUACUACAAGUAUUAUACGCUGACCUUGCUUGACUGUAUUGUUUAAAUGGCACGCGGAUUUUUGCAUAUUUUGUACGGAGAUUUUUCAUAGAAUUCGUUUUAAAAUAUGGCGUUGAACCGAGAACUGUGCCGGUUCGCGAUUGACUGAGCAAAAUUAUUAUUAUUAGAGUAUUAGUAUUUUAUAUGUGACUAUUGUUGUAAGAUUUAAUUAGAUUUAGAUAGACGUAUUAAGUUAACGCUGAUGCUUAAGUCACAUUUAUUUGCGUUGACACUGAAACUUAUGUAACGUAGAGCGCUGCAUUUGUUUAAUUUAAGACAUUGGAAAUUGUAAUUCUUUGUAAUAAAUCGUUCAUCACGAUUUUUUUUUAUAAAUAUUCAAGAACUAGAUAGUAUCCAUCUAAGCUCAUCGUGAAUUUUUAAAUUUAUGCAGAAUUUUUAAAUAAAUAUACCUUACUAAUAUUGUAGACAUUAUUGGAAAUUAUAAACAACUAGAAUCAAUACGAUUAUUGUGUAAUGAAAGAUAAUGAAACACGUAAUUUUAAUACAAGUUAAUGUCUCAA
Molecule: messenger RNA, 5163 nt
Organism: Bicyclus anynana (squinting bush brown)
Lineage: Eukaryota; Metazoa; Arthropoda; Insecta; Lepidoptera; Nymphalidae
Gene: tau
Product: microtubule-associated protein tau
Exons: 10
Coding region: 202-2328 (708 amino acids)
Biological process (GO): microtubule cytoskeleton organization; neuron projection development
Cellular component (GO): neuron projection
Molecular function (GO): microtubule binding
Source: RefSeq, a predicted model, not a curated record